AUGUGGGAGGUCGACCCGGAGACGCGGUCGAAGCUUCAAUCGAUCCAGAAAGAAUCCAACAACGGCCUCUGCUGCGACUGCGGCGCCCCAUCGCCACAGUGGGCGUCGCCCAAGUUCGGCAUCUUCAUCUGCCUGUCAUGUGCCGGCGUGCACCGCGGUCUGGGUGUGCACAUCUCUUUCGUACGAUCUAUCAGUAUGGACGCCUUCAAGUCGAGCGAGAUUGAGCGCAUGCGCCUCGGCGGCAACGCUGCGUGGCACGACUUUUUCGAGAACCACGCGGACACAAAGAUGCGCGGACUGGCAUGGGAUGACGCGACGAUCGCGGAGCGGUACUCGGGCGAGGUGGGUGAGGAGUGGAAGGAGCGUCUGAGCGCCAAGGUGGAUGGCCGUGAAUACGUGCCGAGCGAGCGCAAGAAGACCACAUCGUCAGCCAGUGCCCUGGCGAACAAGAACAGGCCGCGGGACAACCGUGGCAGCCUGGGGGGCAGCCGCACGGCCAGCCCAAGUCUGAGCAGUGGGACGGGAGCAGGGGUCGGGACGGCCGGCAAGAUCAAGGUGGACGAGAAAUACUUUGCUCGUCUGGGGGCAGAGAACGCGUCUCGGUCAGAGGACCUUCCUCCCAGCCAGGGCGGACGCUACGCCGGCUUCGGCAACAUGCCGGCAUCUUCAGGACGGACUAACGACUCGAGCCUGCCGGCCUUUGAAGACCUUCAGCGUGAUCCGGUGGCAGCCCUGACCAAAGGCUUUGGCUGGUUUGCCAGCACGUUGACCACCACGGCCAAGACAGUCAACUCAGAGUACAUCCAGCCGACGGCAAAACAGCUUGCCGAGUCGGAUCUGGCUGCUCAGGCCCGUGUUGUUAGCGGCAAUGUGGCGCGGUCGGCUCAACAAGGUGCGCGCACCGCCCAGGAAAGCUUCAACCGAUUUGUCGAAGGUGGUCCCGGCACCGGCGGCACUUCCCGUGGGUACAGCUACAGCCAGGUUCCGAUUGAUGAUAGCAAGCGCGACUUCUGGGACGACUUCUCAUCGAUUGCCGAGCAGCGCAAGGCCGAGUCGAGUGCUAUCGGCACGGCAGCUAUGGGCAAAGGCGGGGGCAGCAGCAGUGCUUCAGUAGGAAGCACAGCCGGGGCAAAGAGCAAGGACGAGUGGGACGACUGGUGA
Messenger RNA from Grosmannia clavigera kw1407, 1161 nucleotides. RefSeq names its product zinc finger protein gcs1. Gene Ontology annotation, cellular component: Golgi membrane. The transcript has 3 exons. The record is from RefSeq and is a predicted model, not a curated record. Gene Ontology annotation, biological process: regulation of endocytosis; regulation of ARF protein signal transduction. The coding region runs from base 1 to 1161 and encodes 386 amino acids. Gene Ontology annotation, molecular function: GTPase activator activity. NCBI's taxonomy places the organism in Eukaryota, Fungi, Ascomycota, Sordariomycetes, Ophiostomatales, Ophiostomataceae.